AUGUAAGAAUCAGUAUCGGCUUAUAUGAAAACAGAACCAGAUUCACUUAGAGAGCAUCCUCCAAGCAAGUUUAAGCAAAACAUGAUCCAAAACAAUCAAAGAAUUCUUAAUGGUAAGAAAGUUACUUACUUGAACAUUAAAAAGUAAAAUCCAUCAAAUCAGAAGGAUGCUUGGAAGCAGAUGUUUGGCAAUUUCCUACAUGAUAUUAAUUUGAAACAAAAAAAGAAACAUUUCUCCCCUGAGGCAAAACAACAUCUUUAGGAUCCAUUAGUAAAUGAAAUUCCUAUUCUACUCCCUUGUACUAAUAAGCAAUUCAAGCUGGAGUUCUAUAAAUAUCUUGAAGGGGAACAAUCAAUUCAAUAAUUAAUGAAGGCCAUCAACUUUCCUCACGUUCAUGCUGUACGUCUAUUUGAUAUAUUCUAAAAUAGAAAUAAGUUGAGGAUUCAAAAAGUCUUCAGAGAAAACUGUCGAUUGUGCAGAAGAUCAAAAAGUUUAAGAAUCAUGGAUCAACUAAAACUACUACUGACUAAACUCCUUUAUUAGAUAUCAAUAGUUCAACCAGAUAACUCAAAGCACAUCAAAUACGUAUGGUUGAUUAAAGGAGAUUUACUGAAGCUGGAAAAUUAUUGGACAUUUUUAAAACCAAAAUAAACAAAAAGAUUCAGGUUUUAAGAGACUUCGUUUAAUAAAGAGUACUUGUAAAUUGUAAUUUUAUAGAUCGAUUUGAGGAAAUCCUUAAAUAAAGAGCAAAGAGAGGAAGAAAUUAGAAAUAUUCAUUUUAUCAAGACAUUUUUUGACAUCACUAACGAUUAUAAUUAACAUAUACAGUAACAGCAAGAUGAACUUAAAGAUGAUGCUUAAUAUUAUAAAAAAUUAGUACCAUGUCAACGUAAACUAAAAUAAUUAUUGGUGAAUUAUGACAAUGUGUAACCAAUCAUCAAACAUCAGGAAAAGCAUUUUGAUAAAUUUGAUUACCCUUCUUUGGGAAUGUUGAAGAAUCAAAUGAACUAAUAUUCCAAAGAUUACUUAAUGGAAUUAGAAUAACAAAAAUAAAUUUAAUUUAAGUUAGCUUUAAAUCAAGUCAGAAAACUUUUGGAAUAACAGAAUAUUAAAUUUUAAUCUGAAUUAAGAAAAUCCAAAAUAAAAAGCAAUUAAAAUUCAAAAUCCUAGUCUCCACUCUUAAUUAAGUAACAAUAAGAUCAAAUAUUCUAAACUAAUUCAAAGAUGUCAGCUGAUUGUGCAUUAGAUGUUGUAGUAGCCAGUCCCAAGCAUCACCGUAAUUAAUAUCAAUCAGUAUGUUAACUGAAGGAUUCCAUAUCUGAUCCGAGAAAAAGAAAGUAAUAUGUAAUUACUAAGAAACCUUUUUAUCUGUUUACCUAGUAGGUAGAGGGUAAUAAAAACUCGAAAAACUCAAAGGGGUUAAUCACAAACUUUGAUGUUAAGUUAUACGAUUAUAUUCACAAUAGAAAUAUCUAUACUUUGAAUAAGCAGGUUAAAGAGAUGACUUAGAAAUUCCAUACCAUGGUUGAAAGCGAACAUGAAUAGCAGUUAAACGAAUAAUUAGAUACACAUUUAAAUCAAUUAAAAAAUCGAAAAUUGAAAUUUCGUUAACACGGAUCUUUGGAGGCAUAGAAAAGGGUGUAAACUGAAAGAUAGGCUGAUGAGAUUUCAGAUGAUUAAUCACUUUAAUCUAUAUAUGAAGUAAACCUUGAUGUUUUAUAUGAUCAAUCAAACCAAUUGACUAAAAAAUUAAGAGAAAAAAAUGAUGCUGGGUUUGCCAAAAGAAUAAAAUAACUUAUUAGAUUGGAAGAAGUGAAUUCGUAAGCAUCAAUCAUUUAUUUCUAGGUAAUGCCUGAAAACAAAUUUGUAGAAGCUGAAUAAAUCUUAGAAUUCUCUAAAUAGUUGAUUAUAGGGUUUUGUGUUCUCUAUUUAUUAUAAAAUUAGUUAGUUGCAUAAUAAAUUUUAAAUUAUAUCAAAUCAAAAAUGACACACAGGGAUAUGGAUGCUCCUCCUUUGAAUGAGGAUGAAUUAAACGAAAUUUACAAUUGGGUUGAUACUAUACCUUUAUCGAGACCUAAAAGACACAUCGGAAGAGAUUUUGCAGAUGGAGUCUUGAUGGCUGAAAUAGUUUAACAUUACAUACCCAGAAUAGUGGAUAUCCAUAAUUAUAGUUUGGCUCAUUCUGUUUAACAAAAAUAAUACAAUUGGAAUACUUUGAAUACAAAAGUCUUUAGGAAGAUGGGCUUCUAAAUUACUUAAAAAGAUAUCGAUGCAGUUAUUGCAGUUGUACCUGAAGCAGUCGAAAGAAUUCUCAAGGUUGUUUAAGUCAAAAUAUCAAUGUUUUUGGACAACAAGGAACAAAAUUAGAUUCAUCAAUAGGAGAAAACCAUUGAAGUUUAGCAAAAUUAAAAUAAGGUUAAUAACAAAUAGGCACCCAAUAACAAAUAAAAUGAGAAAGAUUUGAUUAUUCUAGGAUUAGAAGGAAACAAUUGA
Molecule: messenger RNA, 2493 nt
Organism: Paramecium tetraurelia
Lineage: Eukaryota; Ciliophora; Oligohymenophorea; Peniculida; Parameciidae
Exons: 4
Biological process (GO): regulation of cytoskeleton organization
Cellular component (GO): axoneme
Molecular function (GO): microtubule binding
Source: RefSeq, a predicted model, not a curated record